Equus quagga is the source of this 1688-nucleotide messenger RNA. It is a transcript of the gene HTRA4, whose product is annotated as HtrA serine peptidase 4. Gene Ontology annotation, biological process: programmed cell death; positive regulation of apoptotic process; proteolysis. Gene Ontology annotation, cellular component: extracellular region. The coding region runs from base 43 to 1491 and encodes 482 amino acids. Lineage: Eukaryota; Metazoa; Chordata; Mammalia; Perissodactyla; Equidae. The record is from RefSeq and is a predicted model, not a curated record. The transcript has 9 exons. Gene Ontology annotation, molecular function: protein binding; serine-type endopeptidase activity.
AAUGUAAUUGCAAGAGUGGGAGGGAAGAAAGAAGGGAGCAGGAUGACCCGACCUCUGCGGCAGCCAGCCGGGCCUGGACAAUUCCUCCUGCUGUGGCUGCUGCUGCCCCCGGGGCUUGUGCCCAGCGUCGAGGCUAGGCGGUCCUGGCCCUCUCUGCCCUGCCCCGCCACCUGCGAGCCGACGCGCUGCCCUCCGCUGCCCACCUGCCCGGCGGGGGCGACGCCGGUGCCCGACCGCUGCCGCUGCUGCCGCGUCUGCCCCGCGGCCGAGGGCGAGGCCUGCGGCGGGGCGCUCGGUCGGCCCUGCGCCCCGGGGCUGCAGUGCCGCCAGCCGCUCCGCCCACGGCGCCCGGGCGCCGCGUGGCUGGGCACCUGCGGCUGCCUGGCGACGGGCGCGCCUGUGUGCGGCAGCGACGGGCGCACCUACCCCAGCCUGUGCGCGCUCCGCGCCGAGAACCGCGCCGCGCGCCUCCGUGGCGCGCUCCCGGCCGUGCCGGUGCAGAAGGGGGACUGCAGGGACCCAGGGACCAGAAGCGCAGGCUGGCUCAGGAGCAAAUACAACUUCAUCGCUGCGGUGGUGGAGAAGGUGGCGCCGUCUGUGGUUCACCUGCAGCUGUUUCGCAGGUCACCUCUCAGCAACAAGGAUAUUCCUGCAUCCAGUGGCUCUGGGUUCAUAGUGUCUGAGGAUGGGCUCAUUGUUACCAACGCCCAUGUCCUCACCAACCAGCAGCGGAUCCAGGUGGAGCUCCAGAGUGGGGUCCAAUAUGAAGCCACCAUCAAGGACAUUGACCAUAAAUUGGAUCUUGCACUGAUUAAGAUUGAGCCAAAUACUGACCUUCCUGUAUUGCUGCUGGGAAAGUCAUCUGACCUGAGGGCUGGAGAGUUCGUGGUGGCCUUGGGCAGCCCGUUUUCUCUGCAGAACACAGUGACUGCAGGAAUUGUCAGCACCACACAGCGAGGAGGCAAAGAGCUGGGGCUGAAGGAUUCUGACAUGGACUAUAUCCAGACUGAUGCCAUAAUUAAUCACGGGAAUUCUGGGGGGCCUCUGGUGAAUUUGGAUGGUGAUGUGAUUGGCAUAAACACACUGAAGGUGACCGCAGGAAUCUCCUUUGCAAUUCCCUCAGAUCGAAUUCGACAGUUCUUGGCAGAAUUCCACGAGCGCCAGUUGAAGGGAAAGGCUCUUUCACAGAAGAAAUAUCUGGGUCUGCGAAUGCUGCCCCUCACUAUGAACCUUCUUCAGGAAUUGAAAAGGCAAGAUCCAGAUUUCCCUGAUGUGAGUUCUGGGGUUUUUGUAUAUGAAGUGAUUCAAGCAACAGCUGCUGAAAGCUCUGGGCUGAGAGACCACGACGUCAUUGUCAGCAUAAAUGGGCAACCUGUUACCACCACAAGUGACGUUAUUGAAGCUGUUAAGGACCAUGAUUCCUUUUCCAUCAUGGUUCGUCGGGGAAGUCAAACUCUGAUUCUGACGGUCACACCUGAAGUAAUCAAUUAAGUAUCUUGCUUUAAAGAGAAAUUAUCUAACAAAACCAAAGCUUACAUUACCUGGUUUACAUUGAAGAUGUGCCAAAGAUGGCAAGGGGUUUUAGGAUCGCUUCCUUAUAAAGAAAAAUGAAUGCGGGCCUGGCCCCGUGGCCGAGUGGCUAAGUUCGCGCGCUCCGCUGCAAGCAGCCCAGUGUUUCGUUGGUUCGA